GCAGCUGGCUGCCGAAACACCACCGUGCACCAAAAGGAUCUCCUUCCUUACUCUCGCCACCGCCAUCGUUACUUUUAAGCCCAAACCCCCCUUCUCUCUCUCUCUCUCUCUGGUCGAUGUUCCCUAUUUUUAAUCCGAAUUAGAAGGAGACGCAGAGACACUUGUUGAAAAAAGAGGAGCAAAACGCCACACCAAAAGGUUAUCGGAUCUCAACUCAGGUAGAUCCCAAUAAGAUUCUUUUGCAAUGGAACUAGCACAACUAGAGGCAUUGUGUGAGAGGCUGUACAAUUCCCAGGACUCCGUGGAAAGAGCUCAUGCAGAGAAUACUUUGAAAUGCUUUUCGGUGAACACUGAUUAUAUUUCACAAUGCCAAUACAUUCUUGACCAUUCAUUGACUCCUUAUGCGCUGAUGCUCGCUAGUUCGAGUUUGUUGAAGCAAGUCACUGAACAUAGCCUUGCCUUACAGCUCCGUCUUGAUAUCCGAAGCUACCUUAUUAACUAUCUUGCCACCAGGGGACCUGAAUUGCAGCCUUUUGUAACCGCAUCUUUAAUUCAACUCUUAUGUCGAGUUACAAAGUUUGGGUGGUUUGAUGAUGAUCGAUUCCGGGACGUAGUGAAAGAGUCAAUGAACUUCUUGAGCCAGGCAACAUCGGACCACUAUGCUAUUGGUUUGAAGAUCUUAAAUCAACUAGUGUCUGAGAUGAAUCAGCCUAAUCCUGGGUUGCCUUCAACACAUCAUCGAAGGGUAGCAUGCUCCUUCAGGGAUCAAUCGCUUUAUCAGAUAUUCCAAAUAUCAUUGACGUCACUGCAACAGCUGAAGAGUGAUGUUGUUAGUCGAUUGCAAGAGUUAGCACUUUCUCUAUCGCUCAAGUGUUUAUCCUUUGAUUUUGUGGGGACAUCAAUCGAUGAAAGUUCCGAAGAAUUUGGUACUGUUCAGAUUCCAUCUUCUUGGAGACCUGUUUUGGAGGAUCCUGCAACCUUGCAGAUCUUUUUUGAUUACUAUGCUAUUACAAAAGCCCCUCUUUCCAAAGAGGCACUGGAGUGCUUGGUGCGACUUGCUUCUAUAAGACGUUCUUUGUUUACAAAUGAUGCUGCCCGUUCUAAGUUUUUGGCCCAUUUAAUGACAGGAACCAAAGAAAUCCUGCAAACAGGGCAAGGUCUUGUUGAUCAUGACAAUUACCAUGAGUAUUGUCGUCUUCUUGGACGUUUCAGGGUGAAUUAUCAGUUGUCAGAGCUUGUGAAUGUAGAAGGCUAUAGUGAUUGGAUACAUCUGGUUGCGGAGUUCACUUUAAAGUCUCUGCAAUCUUGGCAGUGGGCCAGCAGCAGUGUGUAUUACCUAUUAGGCCUGUGGUCCAGAUUGGUGACAUCUGUACCCUAUUUGAAAGGUGAUGCACCAAGCUUGCUGGAUGAAUUUGUGCCUAAGAUUACUGAAGGUUUCAUCACAUCAAGGUUUAACUCUGUGCAGGCUGGAUUGCCAGAUGAUCUUUCUGAGAACCCGUUAGACAACGUUGAACUUCUUCAGGAUCAACUAGAUUGCUUUCCUUACCUUUGCAGAUUUCAGUAUGAAAGCAGUAGUUUGUAUAUAAUAAAUAUAAUGGAGCCAAUUCUGCAAGCAUACACGGAAAGAGCUCGAUUGCAGACCACUGAUAACAAGGAUCUCUCUGUCAUAGAAGCCAAACUUGCUUGGGUUGUUCAUAUUAUUGCUGCUAUUCUUAAGAUAAAACAAUGUACUGGUUGUAGUGUGGAAUCACAAGAAGUGCUUGAUGCAGAACUUUCAGCUCGUGUUUUGCAAUUGAUAAGUGUAACUGACAGUGGACUACACAGCCAGAGAUAUGGUGAAAUAAGCAAGCAGAGACUUGAUCGAGCAAUUCUUACCUUCUUUCAACAUUUCCGAAAGUCUUACGUAGGUGAUCAGGCCAUGCAUUCAUCGAAGCAGCUAUAUGCCCGGUUGUCUGAGCUUCUUGGACUCCAUGAUCAUCUACUGCUAUUAAACGUAAUUGUUGGGAAGAUAGCUACAAACCUCAAGUGUUAUACAGAGAGUGAAGAGGUGAUUGAUCACACAUUGGGCUUGUUCUUGGAGCUGGCAUCUGGAUACAUGACUGGGAAGCUGCUUUUGAAAUUAGAUACCGUCAAAUUCAUAGUUGCAAAUCACACUAGGGAGCACUUUCCAUUUUUAGAAGAAUAUAGAUGCUCACGCAGCAGAACAACUUUCUAUUACACCAUCGGCUGUUUAAUAUUUAUGGAGGACAGCCCUGUGAAAUUCAAGUCAUCAAUGGAUCCACUUUUGCAAGUUUUCAUCAGUUUAGAAUCAACCCCUGAUUCACUUUUCCGUACUGAUGCUGUAAAGUAUGCAUUAAUUGGCCUAAUGAGGGAUCUCAGAGGAAUUGCAAUGGCGACAAAUAGUCGCAGAACUUAUGGGCUUCUGUUUGAUUGGCUAUAUCCUGCACACAUGCCUCUACUCUUGAAAGGCAUCUCACACUGGAGUGAUACACCAGAGGUUACAACACCUUUGUUGAAAUUCAUGGCUGAAUUUGUGUUAAACAAAGCCCAGCGUCUGACUUUCGACUCUUCCUCUCCAAACGGCAUACUUCUUUUCCGUGAAGUCAGUAAAUUAAUUGUUGCUUAUGGGUCAAGGAUUUUAUCUCUUCCAAAUGCUGCUGAUAUAUAUGCCUUUAAAUACAAGGGUAUAUGGAUUUGUUUAAACAUUAUCUCAAGAGCCCUUGCUGGAAAUUAUGUCAACUUUGGUGUGUUUGAGCUAUAUGGGGAUAGAGCACUCUCUGAUGCCCUUGAUGUUGCUCUAAAGAUGACACUAUCAAUUCCUUUGGCUGAUAUAUUGGCCUUCCGUAAGCUAACAAGGGCCUAUUUUGCAUUCUUGGAGGUGCUUUUCAACAGCCACAUUGUUUUUAUAUUGAACUUGGAUACAAACACUUUUAUGCAUAUUGUAGGUUCUCUUGAAUCUGGUCUUAAAGGUUUGGAUACGAAUAUCUCAUCACAGUGUGCAUCUGCUGUCGAUAAUCUGGCUGCAUUCUAUUUCAACAAUAUCACCAUGGGGGAGGCACCUACUUCACCUGCUGCAAUAAAUCUUGCUCGGCACAUUGCAGAUGGCCCUAAUUUGUUUCCAGGAAUAUUGAAGACGCUCUUCGAGAUAGUUUUGUUUGAGGACUGUGGCAACCAGUGGAGUCUUAGCAGACCAAUGUUGAGCUUAAUACUAAUCAGUGAGCAGAUAUUCACUGAUUUGAAAGCUCAGAUUUUGGCUUCACAGCCAGCAGAUCAACAUCAGCGGCUUUCCUUGUGUUUUGACAAGUUAAUGGCAGAUGUUACUCGGAGCUUGGAUUCCAAAAAUAGGGAUAAAUUCACACAGAAUCUUACCAUAUUCAGGCAUGAGUUUCGGGUAAAAUAACUCGAGUCUCUGUGAAGUGGAUACUUGUUUGGAAAUCAAAUUAUGUAUGCAGAAGAUGUUUGUCCGAAGAACCCAGUACUAGUCUCUUCUGUAAACAUGGCAUCUCUGCUCAUUAGACAAGGGUGUUGUUUCACAUGGGUUUCUUAAUCUAAACGAAAAAGAAGCAGAUUCUAUGAUGUUCAUGGGAUUGUGGAGUGGGAAAAGUUUGAUAUGAAUCUUUGUGGUGUUACUGUAUAGUUUUAAUAGACGUCGUCCUUGAAUAGGGGAGAUUAUAGUCUCUGAUCAGUAUGGAUGUUGUAGCAUUAAGUGGAGGAUUUCUCUAAGGUCGGGUAUAGACGCUAGGGGUUGGGUUGGCUGAUGAUGAUGAUGGUCGUUGUAGAAGAUCAAUUCUUUUUUAGGAGAAAGAAAUUAAGAUGUACAUGAUCAUUAAUUCUUCAAGUUUUUAAUGUUUCUGUAUA
This is a messenger RNA of Juglans regia (Persian walnut), 3858 nucleotides long. Its product is annotated as exportin-7. The transcript has 29 exons. Gene Ontology annotation, cellular component: nuclear pore; cytoplasm. Gene Ontology annotation, molecular function: small GTPase binding; nuclear export signal receptor activity. The coding region runs from base 245 to 3400 and encodes 1051 amino acids. NCBI's taxonomy places the organism in Eukaryota, Viridiplantae, Streptophyta, Magnoliopsida, Fagales, Juglandaceae. The record is from RefSeq and is a predicted model, not a curated record. Gene Ontology annotation, biological process: protein export from nucleus.